Xylaria bambusicola is the source of this 2252-nucleotide messenger RNA. RefSeq lists its product as uncharacterized. The coding region runs from base 390 to 1916 and encodes 508 amino acids. The record is from RefSeq and is a predicted model, not a curated record. Lineage: Eukaryota; Fungi; Ascomycota; Sordariomycetes; Xylariales; Xylariaceae. The transcript is spliced from 9 exons.
AGAAUUCCCCCCACCCCCAUUAGGCUCUGGCCACGUCAGAUGAGCCGCAGCCGCAUGUGGCAAUGAAAGAGAGAGAGAGAGACAGAGUCUCUCGCGAGAUAUUUCUUUUGCGUUCCAGUUCCCCAGAUAACCGCGCUUGAUUGUCUUCUGUACGCCAUUGGAGUUCUUUGAAGCUUCCCCACACGAGCCACUUUGACGUCCUCCUGUGGAACACCCGCUGCUCUUUAAUAACUGCCAUACUUUGUCUUCCCUAAAGUGAAACCACCUGCUUUUCCACCUCUUCUGUUUUUGCACUUUCAAGUAACACCAGAAGCCGAAUGAGAUGCCAUAAAAUGAAUUUUCAUCGGCGAUCUGCCACGAUGAAAAAGUAAACUCCUCAUCAAUUCACCAUGGAGCCGAUCCGAAUCCGCCGGGUUAGAACUCCGGCACCCCGGGUCAAUACCCGAGACCUAGCGGCCCGGGACCUGGGCCCGCGCGUGCUGGAUGGGUGCUGCGUUGAGGCCGAGCGCGCCGACAGGGUCGGGUAUUGUCUCCAGGGAUUGCGCAACGCCCUACCAGAGCAUCUCCAACCACACCUCACGGCCGUCAUCGACCAUCUGCAGAUCACGAGCCAUCUCCUCCGCGACCUCGCCGACAAGUCCCAGGUGCACCUAUCCCAAGUCCCCGUCAUGAUCGACUACCUCAACGUCAUCCUGCCCUGCCUGUGCCGCACGCUGCGCGACAUCAUGGGCUACUACGAGGACAAGUACCGCAGCAAGGAACACCGCUGGCGCACCAUGUAUCAUGAGAUGAGCAACGAGCUGCCUGGUACCACGCUGCCGGCCAGAUUUGUUAUGUACAACCAAUACCUAGCUUCGCUUAAUUACAUGUUGACGAGGGAUCCGAAUUUCGACGUAAACGCCAUGGAAGCACUCCGCAUACGCAUUCUCCAGUUGCGAGACGCGCGGAAAAUAGAUCCCCCGAGUCCCAUCCGGACCGAUCUCAUCAGACGAGAUACGGCGCUAGAUUUUUGGAAGCAAGAAACGGACUCUCAUUGGGCCGAGGCUAUAUUUACGCAUCCGCUGCCGUCGAGGAGGGAGUUUAGGAAGCGCGGCAAUUACAGAUCAGAUGCUUUUGGACCGUUGGAUAGGAUGGGGCAUUUGGACCCCUUCCCUGAUGAUGUCACGAUACUGGUGAAACGGACAUUUGAGAACGAUCGCGUCUCGAUAAUCAUAUUCCUCCGCCACUACGACCAACUCCCCUUCAUGCUCGUGCGCACACGGACACCCAGCGGCGAGCCGUGGGUCUCGAUCCGCUCUAUCGACGCCCUUACUAUCGAGAGGGAGUCGACGUCUGUCUUGUACCUGACGUACUGGAACCCCGUCGAAAAGCGCAGGAAGGCCUGGGCGAGCCUCGCGUUCCUGACGUGGGAAGAACUGGUGCUGUUCUAUUGCACCUUCGUCGGCCUGAGGAACGAGUGGGUGCGUACUCUCGAUCCCCGCGAGUUCAUCAUUCGCAAGGAGAAGAGGCUGUUUCAGGCACAAAUCGUUGAAGAUGAGGUCGAGCAUUACCUCGCUGUCGUCGAAGACUUCCAUACGAAAGGGCGCCGUCUGCAUGUCAUGACGCGCGACGGUCAGCUUCGGAAUUGUCCUGUCUGGACAGCUUUCAUCCCCCCCGACCCCCCAGAGGACUGGCUGAUUCACAAGGCGCCGCAUCGCGUCUGGCUGCGCAACCUGCAGGUCUACUCGUUCUGCGACGAGUACCGCCCGCACCGCCAGCGCAGGGGCAAGUUCGGGCACUUCCAGAUCCGCUUCGCGCACGCCACGGCCACGACGCGCUUCAAGCAGCUGUUCAACCCGAUCUCCGACCCGUCCGUCGAGGACGCGAGCGAGGAGCGGGACGACGGCGAGGACGACUAUACGCCUAGCGAAGAGUAGGGCUCGAAGCUGGGCGAUCGUCGUCGGCGCGAGCGAGGAGAUCGGCCGUGGAAUGCUGCGUCGCGGCGUAUUUGAUGCUUUGCCGUGUACGCUUGUUUGGCGUCGGCAUGGUCUGCGACUUACUUACUUACUCACCUCUUGCCACCUCCUUUUACUCCUAAUCGCGAGAUGCGCAUAUGGUAGGUACAGAGAAGAUACCGCGCACGUACCUCUGGUCAGGUGUAUCUGUCUGGCAUCGACACAUGCAUGCCACUCAUCUAUCUCCCUGCAAUGGGGAAGAAAAUCACAAUAUCACGAUAUCACGAAUGAAAAUAUGAAGAUUUACACGACGCUGUU